This is a messenger RNA of Astyanax mexicanus (Mexican tetra), 1013 nucleotides long. It is a transcript of the gene terb2, whose product is annotated as telomere repeat binding bouquet formation protein 2. Gene Ontology annotation, biological process: homologous chromosome pairing at meiosis; meiotic attachment of telomere to nuclear envelope. Gene Ontology annotation, cellular component: nuclear inner membrane. Lineage: Eukaryota; Metazoa; Chordata; Actinopteri; Characiformes; Acestrorhamphidae. Bases 127 to 774 code for a protein of 215 amino acids. The transcript has 7 exons. The record is from RefSeq and is a predicted model, not a curated record.
ACCAGCUAUAGCUAGUGCCUUUUCUUUCAUCUGGAGCUGAGUUUUAUUAACAAGUCUUGGCAAAGUGACCUGCUAAACACGAGCAAGCUAGCUAAAGCUUUCAGUAUCUCAAAACAUAAAUAUAAAAUGUUUAAAAAUAAAACAGCUUGGUUCUCAGACAGUGUAGGGAAAGAUAUUCCCAGGUUUUGGGUGUCUCAGGGUGGCAUUAUCUCCAGCUGGAGAACAGCAGAUUACCUCUUCAGUGAUGAUGCCUCUUGUCCUGACACAAAAAGAGUACAUUUUAGUGAUGACUACACAAUGGACAAAGCCACCGUGUUUCACAGCGCAUAUCUCUCAACUUGUAGAUUACGACAAAGUGCCAAGUCUGUGUCUCUUGGUCACUAUCUGCUGCCUCCUGUUUCUGUACAGAGAGAGGUAAGAGCCGUUAUCGGAAGAUUUAUCUGGGAACAGGAUGAUCUACUGGAUAAAGUUACGACACAUGGAAAAAGAAAAGCUGUGAAUAUUCAGUUUGAGGAUGGACAAUGUCUAAAGCAGAGGGGACAGAUGAGCCAGGAGGGCUGCAUGAACGUAUCUCCAUCAAGAGACAAGCCAGUCUGCUGUGAUACACAUCUCUAUCCUGUAAACAACAUGGUUUCAGGAUUUGUACAUAUUGACCAACUAAACAAGUACUCAGGCGACCUGCAUGAUUUCCUACCAUCCCAAAGUGGCAAUUCAAUCACUUGGACCCAAAGGAGGAGACAUCUUACCCAACAAACUAAACUGGGACAAUUGUAACACAUUUUAAUCCACAUUUAAGACUAGAAUUUUUUGUUUUUUUUUAAUUGAACAGAAGCCACAAUGAUGCAGGAUGUUUUAAGAAAAAGCUCUCUGUCAGAGGUAUGUAAUGUAAUGUAAUUCUGUAAUGUUUAUUCAGCAGUAUUAAAGCUCCACAUGUUUAAAUAAAACAAGUGUAACAUUAGUAAAUGCCUGAUUGAUUUAAUGUAGAACCAAAUGCUCAUAAAUAAAUUGGAAAC